Messenger RNA from Brassica rapa (field mustard), 2622 nucleotides. RefSeq names its product putative F-box protein At5g50220. Gene Ontology annotation, molecular function: protein binding. The record is from RefSeq and is a predicted model, not a curated record. NCBI's taxonomy places the organism in Eukaryota, Viridiplantae, Streptophyta, Magnoliopsida, Brassicales, Brassicaceae.
UACUUUAGCCGCAUUAGGCAAUUCCGUAAUUUUUAUUUAAGGAAAUUAUAAAGAAAAUUAGCAAUGAAUUUAUGGUUAGUUUAAUAAAAAGCUUAUUAUAUAAUUAGAUGGACCACCAUAUUUCUCUAAUGAUUCUAAAAAUCAUUCUAGUGAUGACACGUGGCUACAAAAAAAAGUUAUAAUGCUUCUCAAAUAAUAUAUAGGGGAUUAUAAGUUUUUUGUGUAUUUUAAUUUCUCAAUAAUGUUAUAAUAAAGAUUCCUCACUAAGUAAUUAGAUUUGUAUAGUUGGUUUGAAUUUAAUAACAAAAAAAUAUUUACGUAUAAAUAAAAUUUAAAAUCAACUACACUUGUUGCAUCCCAACAAAUCAACCAUGCAUAUUUGAUAGAAUACAUAACCUACUUGAGUUUGGGGAUUGAUUAGGCUAAAGUAAUCGCUGGUUCAAUAAUUUUAUUCAAUGUAGGUUGUCUUGGGCUUUAAAUGGGACAGAAAAGUGGGCUGCUUUAGAAUUAUUUUGCUCUUCCUUUAAGCAUUAAGAGAGAAAAAGAAGCAAGUCAGAAACCCUAGUAGGUCUUUUUUUCGUGUUAACUUUUUCCUUCGUGAUUCACAAAAGAUGAAAAGAGAGCAUAGACAAGCAUGAAGAAGAGAGGAAAGGAAAACCAGAAGUCUUUACGAAAAGGUCAUCAAGGUGGAGAAAAGUUACCACAGUCAAUCAAUGUCCCUUAUGAUCUAGCGGUCGAGAUACUCUCGAGACUACCGGUGAAAACACUUGCGAGGUUACGAUGUGUAUCGAAGCUAUGGUCAUCUAGUAUCAUUACCGAGGCGAUCAAAACUAGGGCUUUGACUCAGCCACGCCAGCUCGUCGUUUGCUACCACCGGUCGAUCCAAUCUUCAUAUAUCUCCUCGUAUACUUAUCCUCUCAAUGCUAACACAACAUUCGUAGCCGCAGACAGAGGUGGUCUUGCCAUGUCUCCUCCUUGUCGUACACUAUAUCAACGCAGAAGCACCUUCGACUAUGCAUAUGUCCGAGGAUUAAUCUUUUAUUACUCAGACUCUAAGCAGUUUGCGAUAUACAACCCUACCACGAGUCAAAACGUUUUGUUGCCGCGCACAGUGGGAUACCAUAAAGAAAACAAAUCAUUUGAUGGAUUCUCUAGGUAUGAUCCAGUUGCGAACGUAGCCGAGAGCAAGUACUAUCAUGGAUUCUUUGGAUAUGAUCCAGUUAAGGAUCAAUACAAAGUCUUGCGUUUUAUUAAAGGGGCAACAAUAUGCGAUUAUUCUUGUAUGGUUAUAACAUUUAGAGGUCCAAAUAAACAAGAAUGGAGAAAGAUUGAAAUUCAAGAAGAUAUCGCUCCGCCGAGAGGUAAUGGUGUGUGCAUCAAUGGAAUUAUCUAUUACCUAGGAGGCACAUUAACAAGUAGUGUGUUAGUAUUAGGGAGGUUCGACGUUAGGUUUGAGAGAUUUGAUCAUAUCCAGAUGCCCAUAGAUGUGGAGAUGAAUCAGUUGGAGGAGUUGAGUUUAGUAAACUACCAAGGGAAACUAGGAUGCACGUUUUACAGCAAAGAUAGAGCAGAGGUGUGGGUUAUGAAAGAUCAUGGCAGCGAGAAACAUGAAUGGUCUAAGGUUACUAUUGACAUGUCUCUUCCUGAUAUGUUAAAGACUCUUGUAGCUGGUGUCACUCUUGAUGGUGAAAUUGUGAUAAUGCCCAAGACAUUGGAUUCUGCUCAAACGUUGUUAUACGCAUACUUUUACAACCCCAAGGAAAACAAGACUAGAAGAGUUGAGUUUGAAACCAACUUGAAGGGGGAACUAGAAGUUUGUAUCUUUAGUGAGCCGGAUCACAUGGAAAAUGCUACGUCUUUGCUCGGGAGCCAAUUUAACAGGAAGAAGACGAAGAAGAAGAAGAGGAAGAAGACGAAGAAAUCAGCGACCACCACUGUUUUCUCUUAUAACAAAAUAUUUUUGUGUCCCAAAAAGCUAUUAGUUAAUAGUAUUUUUAUGUGCCGCUCUCGUUCUAGCGACAACAUUCCGAACAUGGCUUAUAUCUUUGGUGGACUCGUUCCACUACUAGUUUUUUUCUCUCUUUUUUUUAUAGCAGCUUUUUUCUUUCUCUAAAGCUCAAUAUAAAAUUAUCUUUGUUGGUUGGAUUCUUUGGUUAUCAUCCCGUUUGAAUAUCAAUAAAAAGUGUGUGCAUGACUAGAGGGUCACAAAACUUUGAAGGUUCUUUUCAAGUUUAGGAUAUAGCACUCUUAUACAGCAACGAUAGUUGUUGAUUCUGGAAGAUGAAUAAACAAGAGUAGUUUAAAUAUUACACUUGUCAUGCCCACUCUAACUGUUAAAUACACGUAUCAUUGGUGUCAGUUUAACUCUUAAUGGUGAGAUUGUGAUGAUGCACAAGAGAUAAGAUUCUGCUGAUCAAAGUUUGUAAGGAUACUAUUAUGAUCCAAAGGGAAACAAGACUAAUAAAAGAGUUGAAUAUGAAAGCACGGAGAAGUGAUAGAUCCAAUGAUAUCACGUGGGUCGGUUAUAUCUUGCACCGAUGCCAGACCGAUCGGUUUGAUUAUAUUAAUUGUCGAUUUUCCACCGAUGUAUUUUUUAUAUUUAUAUAAAAAAAACAAAAAAAA